Messenger RNA from Pseudoliparis swirei, 3034 nucleotides. It is a transcript of the gene ppm1h, whose product is annotated as protein phosphatase, Mg2+/Mn2+ dependent, 1H. NCBI's taxonomy places the organism in Eukaryota, Metazoa, Chordata, Actinopteri, Perciformes, Liparidae. The transcript has 11 exons. Gene Ontology annotation, biological process: protein dephosphorylation. The coding region runs from base 323 to 1894 and encodes 523 amino acids. The record is from RefSeq and is a predicted model, not a curated record. Gene Ontology annotation, molecular function: protein serine/threonine phosphatase activity.
GACGCACGCGCGACCGAAUCCACCGGCAGCAACCGGUUCGUCACGUGACCAGCGUGCAAGCUCCUCGCUGCUGUCUCUGUCUCUCUCUCUCUCCCUCUCCCUCUUCUAUUUCCGCGUUCAAGCGCUGGUCCUUGAAUGCGCCUCCGCCGCGGCCGCUCCGCGUCCACCAGCUUUCAACGCCGCGAAACUGCGUCGCCGGUGCGGGUGAGAUCAACCGCGCGUCGUGGAGGGGUGGAGGGGGGAGACUCGCGCAAUCGCAUCGCCUGGACCCCGCGCGUCGCCGCGCCGCUGCAGCAGCAGCAGCAGCAUCAGGAGGACCAUCAUGCUCACGCGGGUGAAAUCGGCCGUGUCCAAUUUUAUGGGAGGCGUGAUGGCCGGCGGCUCCAACGGGGAUCACCCCGGCGGCUCCGAGCUGCCGCUGAAGUACCCGUACGGCAGACCGGAGUUCCUGGGACUGUCCGCGGACGAGAUCGAGUGCUCGGCGGAUCACAUCGCGAGACCGAUCCUCAUCCUGAAGGAGAGCAAGCGGCUGCCGUGGUCCACUGGCUACGCAGAGGUGAUCAAUGCCGGGAAAAGCACCUUGAAUGAGGACCAGGCCUGCUGUGAGGUGCUGGUGGUGAAGAGGAGACCAGCGGGCUGCUCCACGCCCAACCGGACCCCGACGACCCGCAGGAGGUCUUCCCUCCCCACCGGAGAGGGCCAAGGCCCCCGGGAGAGCCCGUCUCUUGAGGUUGAGGGAUCCCUCCAGGACAGCUCCGAGAGCCUCACCUUCCACUACUGGGCCAUGUUCGACGGCCACGCCGGCUCCGGGGCGGCCGUCGUGGCCUCCCGCCUGCUGCAUCACCACAUCGCCCUGCACCUUCAGGAGGUGAUGGAGAUCGUCUGCGGUCCGAACCUGCCGCCGCCCACGUGUUUCGGCGAGGAGCCGAUCAACCACCACCUGACCCCGACGUCCCAGCGCGCCCUCACCAGGGCCGCGUCGCUCCGCGGCGCCGCCGGCGCCCCCGGCUCGCCCAGCACCCCGCCCACGCGCUUCUUCGUCGAGAAGAAGGUUUCCCACGAGAGCCUGGUGGUCGGCGCCAUCGAGAACGCCUUCAAAGACAUGGACGUGCAGAUCGAGAAGGAGAAGGCCGUCUUCAACGUCUCGGGCGGCUGCACCGCUCUGGCCGUCGUCUUUUUGCUCGGGAAGCUCUAUGUCGGGAACGCCGGUGACAGCAGAGCCAUCAUCAUCCGGGCCGGGGAGGUCAUCCCCAUGUCGACAGAGUUCACGCCGGAGUCGGAGCGACAGCGGCUGCAGUUCCUGGCCUACAUGCAGCCCCACUUAUUAGGGAACGAGUUUACACAUCUGGAAUUCCCGAGGCGAGUCCAGAGGAAGGAGGUCGGGAAGAGGAUGCUGUACCGUGACUUCACCAUGUCGGGGUGGGCGUAUAAAACCAUCGAGGACGACGACCUGAAGUUUCCCCUGAUCUACGGCGAAGGGAAGAAGGCGCGUGUGUUGGCGACCAUCGGGGUCACCCGGGGUCUGGGGGACCACAACCUCAAAGUGCACGACUCCAACAUCUACAUCAAGCCCUUCCUGUCCUGCUGCCCCGAGGUCAAAGUGUACCCUCUGGCGGAGUGCGAGCACGGAGCCGAUGACGUUCUGGUGCUGGGAACCGACGGCCUGUGGGACGUGCUCUCUAACCAGGAAGUGGCCGAGGCGGUCGCCUCUUUCCUGGCCAACUGCGACGCCGACGACCAGCACAGGUACACGAUGGCGGCCCAGGACCUCGUGAUGAGAGCGCGGGGGGUGCUGAAGGAUCGGGGCUGGAGGAUCUCCAACGACCGGCUGGGCUCCGGAGACGACAUCUCCGUCUACAUCAUCCCCCUCGCGCACGGCAACAAGCAGGACUAGCGGGCGGCGGAGACACGACGACGAGGAGAAGUCCCACGCACCCCCCCCUCGUGCUCCAGUGUGGACCCCCUCCUCUGCUGAGGGAUCCAAGGUGUCUUUGGUCAGGAAUGGGAUAUAUUUUUUUGUGUGUGAUCAUCCUCAAAUCAGGGUGAUCUCUUUUUUUUGUGAAAAAUAAAAAUAGAGCCGUUGAAGAGUUGAACUACUACUUGGCUACGCCCCUCCUCCUCCUCCUCCUCCUCCUCCUCCUCCCCCCCCAAUCCAGAGGAAACCCCAUCAUGCCCCUUGCGAUGCCGUCCCAGGUUGAGAGCAGAGACUCAUGGGUGAGAGAUGGCGACGGGCAUCUCAUGCACACUAUUUAUAAAUGUGAAAAUGUAAAUACUCCAAGGUAUUUGAUAAGUGUGUCUGAGUAAACAUCUGUACAGUGUGAAAAAAAAAAAAAAACACUAACAUGAAGGACGCCCUGUGCGUAUGAAUCACACCGCCUGUCCCACGCAGAGCGUUUUAAUUGGCCGCGUCCAGUCGCCCGUCGACGAUACGUCAGCGGUUAAUCCCGAUGCUGCAUAUUUCUAUUAAUUUGCCAACGUCACGACUGAAGAGAAAUUCCAUUUUUUUUUUGAAAAUGAAGAAACGCAUUCAUGAAGAAAACCCGGAACCGGAGGAGCUCCGAGACCCCGGCUCUCGCCGUCGCGCUACAGGUAGCCUCUGGGGCUUUUCAUUCAGUUUUUAAAAGGUGGAAACAAAAGAAGUCUCGUUGCACUCAUUCCCCAUCAGCCAUCUACCUCAUCAUUUACUUCCUUUUUUUUAUCGGUUUACGCGUUACACGUUGUACUCUUCGAGCGGCUGUUUUUUCCGAUGCUACGUCGGGUGCAUCGGCGGCUGCUCCGUGUGACAAUAAUCAGUCGUGAUUUGCUCCGGCAACAUGUUUUUUUUGUUUGGGAAAAGCACUGAAGGAAAAAACAGCCUCACCGGAAGCUGUGUGCGAAUAGUGUACGAGAAAAUCUAUAUUUGUGUACGUAUUGUGGUCAAUAACUCAUUUGUCGUGCGAUCGCGCUUACCGUUUUUCUUAGCAACACUUGGAUAUAUUGUCCCUAUAAAGAUGAAAAACACGACCACCGCAGAAGAUUAAAUGUACAACGCUUA